Ictalurus punctatus (channel catfish) is the source of this 2987-nucleotide messenger RNA. RefSeq lists its product as uncharacterized. The transcript is spliced from 4 exons. The record is from RefSeq and is a predicted model, not a curated record. NCBI's taxonomy places the organism in Eukaryota, Metazoa, Chordata, Actinopteri, Siluriformes, Ictaluridae. The coding region runs from base 1 to 2958 and encodes 985 amino acids.
AUGUUGGUUCACACUGAGGGCAUGACCUUUGACUCUUGUCCUUUGAUCUACAGUAGGUCAGCUGUGAGAGAGGAAGUUCUUUCCCGCUCUCCUGUAGCUUUUCACCAGUCCUGCGUAGAAGUGAAGACAGAAGCAGAGGACAUUAAGCAGCCCUCAUCAGUCUCCUCUACAGCCUCAUCUACAGCUUCAUAUACAACCUCACCUACAACCUCAUCUACAGCCUCCUCUACAGCCUCAUAUACAACCUCACCCACAACCUCAUCUACAGCUUCAUAUACAACCUCACCUACAACCUCAUCUACAGCCUCCUCUACAGCCUCAUAUACAGCUUCAUAUACAACCUCACCUACAACCUCAUCUACAGCCACCUCUACAGCCUCAUCUACAGCUUCAUAUACAACCUCACCUACAACCUCAUCUACAGCCUCCUCUACAGCCUCAUCUACAGCUUCAUAUACAACCUCACCUACAACCUCAUCUACAGCCUCCUCUACAGCCUCAUCUACAGCUUCAUAUACAACCUCACCCACAACCUCAUCUACAGCUUCAUAUACAACCUCACCUACAACCUCAUCUACAGCUUCAUAUACAACCUCACCUACAACCUCAUCUACAGCUUCAUAUACAACCUCACCUACAACCUCAUCUACAGCUUCAUAUACAACCUCACCUACAACCUCAUCUACAGCUUCAUAUACAACCUCACCUACAACCUCAUCUACAGCCUCCUCUACAGCCUCAUCUACAGCUUCAUAUAGAACCUCACCUACAACCUCAUCUACAGCCUCCUCUACAGCCUCAUCUACAGCUUCAUAUACAACCUCACCUACAACCUCAUCUACAGCCUCCUCUACAGCCUCAUAUACAGCUUCAUAUACAACCUCACCUACAACCUCAUCUACAGUCUCCUCUACAGCCUCAUCUACAGCUUCAUAUACAACCUCACCCACAACCUCAUCUACAGCUUCAUAUACAACCUCACCUACAACCUCAUCUACAGCCUCCUCUACAGCCUCAUAUACAGCUUCAUAUACAACCUCACCUACAACCCCAUCUACAGCCUCAUCUACAGCCUCAUCUACAGCUUCAUAUGCAACCUCAUCUACAGCCUCAUCUACAGCCUCAUCCCUCCUCUACAGCCUCAUAUACAGCUUCAUAUACAACCUCACCUACAGCCUCAUCUACAGCUUCAUAUACAACCUCACCUACAACCUCACCUACAGCCUCCUCUACAGCCUCAUAUACAACCUCAUCUACAGUCUCCUCUACCGGCUCAUCUACAGCUUCAUAUACAACCUCACCCACAACCUCAUCUACAGCCUCAUCUACAGCUUCAUAUACAACCUCACCCACAACCUCAUCUACAGCCUCAUCUACAGCUUCAUAUGCAACCUCAUCUACAGCCUCAUCUACAGCUUCAUAUGCCACCUCACCUACAACCUCAUCUACAGUCUCCUCUACAGGCUCAUCUACAGCUUCAUAUACAACCUCACCUACAACCUCAUCUACAGCUUCAUAUACAACCUCCUCUACAGCCUCCUCUACAGCCUCCUCUACAGCCUCAUAUACAACCUCAUCUACAGCUUCAUAUACAACCUCACCUACAACCUCAUCUACAGCUUCAUCUACAGCUUCAUAUGCAACCUCACCUACAACCUCAUCUACAGUCUCCUCUACAGCUUCAUCUACAGCUUCAUAUGCAACCUCACCUACAACCUCAUCUACAGUCUCCUCUACAGCUUCAUCUACAGCUUCAUAUACAACCUCACCUACAACCUCAUCUACAGCUUCAUAUACAACCUCACCUACAGCCUCCUCUACAGCCUCCUCUACAGCCUCAUCUACAGCUUCAUAUCUUCAUAUACAACCUCACCUACAACCUCAUCUACAGCCUCAUCUACAGUUUCAUAUGCAACCUCACCUACAACCUCAUCUACAGUCUCCUCUACAGGCUCAUCUACAGCUUCAUAUACAACCUCACCUACAACCUCAUCUACAGCCUCAUCUACAGCUUCAUAUACAACCUCACCUACAACCUCAUCUACAGCCUCAUCUACAGUUUCAUAUGCAACCUCACCUACAACCUCAUCUACAGUCUCCUCUACAGGCUCAUCUACAGCUUCAUAUACAACCUCACCCACAACCUCAUCUACAGCCUCAUCUACAGCUUCAUAUACAACCUCACCCACAACCUCAUCUACAGGUUCAUAUACAACCUCAUCUACAGCUUCAUCUACAGCCUCAUCUACAUUAUCUACAGCCUCAUCUAUGUUACCUACAUCCUCACCUACAACCUCACCUACAACCUCAUCUACAGCUUCAUAUACAACCUCACCUACAACCUCAUCUACAGCCUCCUCUACAGCUUCAUCUACAGCUUCAUAUGCAACCUCAUCUACAAUUUCAUAUACAACCUCACCUACAACCUCAUCUACAACCUCAUCUACAGCUUCAUAUGCAACCUCACCUACAACCUCAUCUACAGUCUCCUCUACAGGCUCAUCUACAGCUUCAUAUACAACCUCACCUACAACCUCAUCUACAGCUUCAUAUACAACCUCACCCACAACCUCAUCUACAGCCUCAUCUACAGCUUCAUAUACAACCUCACCCACAACCUCAUCUACAGGUUCAUAUACAACCUCAUCUACAGCUUCAUCUACAGCCUCAUCUACAGCCUCAUCUACAGCCUCAUCUACAGCUUCAUAUACAACCUCACCCACAACCUCAUCUACAGCUUCAUAUACAGCUUCAUAUACAACCUCACCUACAACCUCAUCUACAGGUUCAUAUACAACCUCAUUUACAGCUUCAUCUACAGCCUCAUCUACAUUAUCUACAGCCUCAUCUAUGUUACCUACAUCCUCACCUACAUCCUCACCUACAACCUCACCUACAGUGUCACCUACAUUGUCAUCUACAGCGUCUUCUACAACCUCAUCACAGCCUCAACUAUAGGCACAAUUUACAACAUCCUCCACCUUCAG